CUCUCUCCCUCUCUCUCUGCUUCUCUCUCCCUCCCUCCCGCUCUCUCUCUGCUCCCUCCUCCCCUCUUGUCCCUCUUUCCCUCCCUCUCUUCCCUCUCUAUCUGCUUUUCUCUCCCUCCCUCUAUCUCUCUGCUCCCUCCUCUCCCUCCUGCUCCCUCCCUUUCUUUCUCUGCUCCAUCCUCUCCCUCUUUCUCUCCCUCCCUCUCUCUCUCUACCCCCUCCUCUCUCCCACUACCCUCUCCCUCCUCCCCACUCCUCUCCCUCUUUCUCUCUCUCUCUCUCUCUCCCUCCCUCCUACCAGCUCAUUCUUUCCUAAGGGACUCUGGGCUCACAUGCACCAUUCAAAACCGCUGCUGUGGACGGAGCUGCUCUUCUCAGACUCUCACAGCGACAGGAGCAGAGGACAAACAAGCCUCUUCACAUCCCACACCAGACCAAAGACACAGGUGCUAUGGCGACUCCCAAGAACUCUCCCAAAGGGGCCAAUGCGGUCCUGUCCCCGAAUCGUAUCACCCGUCUGCAGGAGAAGGAGGACCUGUGCAACCUCAAUGACCGUCUGGCUGUUUACAUCGACAAAGUCCGCUCCCUUGAGUCUGAAAACGCCGGAUUGAGACUCAGGAUCACGGAGUCAGAGACAGAGGUGAGUCGUGAGUUGAGCGGACUUAAAGCGGCCUAUGAGAACGAGCUGGCGGAUGCUCGGCAGACUCUGGACUCUGUGGCAAAGGAGAGAGCUCGACUUCAACUGGAGCUCGCCAAACUCAAGGAGGAGCACAAGGAACUCAAGGCCAGGAACACCAAAAAGGAGGCUGAUUUAGCUUCAGCUCAGCAAAGACUGAAAGAUCUGGAGGCUUUACUAAACUCCAAAGACGCUUCUCUGGCCACAGCGCUGGGAGAGAAACGCACUCUGGAGGUGGAGAACAGGGACCUCAAAGCACAAGUGGCAAAGCUUGACACCAGUUUGGAGGAGGCACGAAAGCAGCUACAGGACGAGAUGCUGAGGAGAGUGGACGGAGAGAAUCGGAUCCAGACGCUAAAAGAGGAGCUUGAGUUUCAGAAAAAUAUUCACACCGAGGAGUUGCGUGAGACAAAGCGUCGUCACGAGUCCCGGAUGGUGGAGCUGGACUCUGGACACCAGCAGGAGUUUGAGAGUAAACUGUCCGAUGCUUUGGCUGACAUGCGCGCCCAACAUGACCUGCAAAUCAAAAUGUACAAGGAGGAGAUCGAGAAGACCUACAACGCCAAGCUGGAAAACGCUCGUCAGUCGGCCGACAGGAGCAGUCACCUCGUUGGAGCAACUCAUGAAGAGCUGCAACAAACUCGGGUCAGACUGGAGAGCACCUCAGCCCAGCUCAGCCAGCUCCAGAAACAGCUGGCAGCUCGUGAGGCGAAGAUCCGUGACCUGGAGGAUGCUUUGUCCAGGGAGAGGGACAGCACGAGGCGUCUGCUGGGAGAGAAGGACCGAGAGAUGGCUGAGAUGAGAGCGAGGAUGCAGCAACAACUGGACGAGUAUCAGGAGCUUCUGGACGUCAAACUGGCCCUGGACAUGGAGAUCUCCGCCUACAGGAAGCUGCUGGAGGGAGAGGAGGAGAGGCUGCGUCUCUCCCCCAGCCCCCCUCCCACUGUCACCAGGGUCUCAGGCAGUCGUACAUCUGUGUCCUCGGCUCACUCCCGCGCUGGGCAGAGCACACCCGCCAAACGCCGCAGACACAACGACACAGACAGCGAGGCCAGCUUCAGUGGGGGCGUGUCCCGCACCAGGAUUACCCAGCAGGCCUCAGCCAGUGGCCGGGUCACUGUGGACGAGGUGGAUAUGGAGGGAAAGUACGUGAGACUGAGCAACAAGGCUGAUGAGGAUCAGAACCUUGGAAACUGGCAGCUUAAGCGUCAGGUUGGAAACGGAGCCACCAUCACCUUUAAGUUUCCUGCAAAGUUCACCCUGAAGGCCGGACAGAGAGUCACCAUUUGGGCGUCUGGAGCAGGUGUGGCCCAUAACCCGCCCUCUGACCUGGUGUGGAAGAACCAGCCCAUUUGGGGAACUGGAGACAUGUUCCAGACGACCCUGAUCAGCGCUAACGGAGAGGAAAUGGCAAUGAGGAAAGUGACUCGCACAACCAUCGAGGAAGAUGACGAUGACAUGCAGGUGGCGCACAGUACCUGCAGUGACGGCGAGUAUAACCUCCGCAGCCGGACGGUGGUGUGUGGAUCUUGUGGUCUUCCCUCAGAGAAAUCAGGCUCCUGCUCCGUCUCUUCGGCCUCUCGCUCCUUCAGGUCUGGAGGCAUCUCAGAGGGUCUGCUGCCCCAGUCUUAUGUGGUCAGCACCAGCACCCCGCGCAAGACUGGAGGUAAACUGGAAACCUGUCCAAUCAUGUGAGAGCAGAGCGUUACAAGCUCGCAGGAUCUUUUAUUUCUAUUUUUUAUUUUUUUUAUAUGUUUGCAUUUAUCAUUUGUUUAGUUUCAAGUUGUAGUUUUUACUAUUACUUUUUAAACUUUUACUUUUGGAAUAUAUUUCUACAAAUACAUUGCUUUGAUGGUUAUCUUAGAUUAGUUAUGCCUUACUUUUAUGCGCCAUUGUUGACAUUGGUGACAUUUAUGCAAUUUUAUUAAUCAGUACAAGCUUUAAACCACUAUUUAGCCUUAAAAUAAAGUGAAAUAAAAUGAUUUUGAAAGACGUGUUGUUGUUUUUUUUUUUUACUCUUUUGUACUUUUUGAAGCUGAAGUUCUGUAUUAGACUGACUCCAGGUGAUGGUCAAAUUUGUUGAAGUGAAUGUACCAUCACCAUUUGUUUACUGUACUGUGUGUUUUUAUAUAUCAAUAAAGCUUUGUCAUGUA
This is a messenger RNA of Boleophthalmus pectinirostris (great blue-spotted mudskipper), 2829 nucleotides long. Its product is annotated as lamin-A-like. Lineage: Eukaryota; Metazoa; Chordata; Actinopteri; Gobiiformes; Gobiidae. The coding region runs from base 452 to 2371 and encodes 639 amino acids. The record is from RefSeq and is a predicted model, not a curated record. The transcript has 14 exons.